AAUUAUCGUCCCAAGACUCAGCUCAAAUGGCUCAAUCCCGAGUCAUCGAGCUAGGCAAUGUCCUGGUCGUUGGCGGAUGCGGUUUUGUAGGCGCCCACGUCGUUGACCAACUGCUCAACUUCCCAUCCGAAGACUCCCUACCUGAUCACCCAUUUUCUAAAAUCACCGACGCAAAUGGCAACCCCGAUCCCCGGUUUGCACACCCUCGCCUACGCGACCGAUACCCGUCAUAUAAAAACACCAAAGUGUCUGUUCUUGAUCUCCGGACAGUACAUAACCGAUUUCCCGGAGCGGAGUACUAUGAUGCAGAUAUUCUGAAUACGGAGCAAUUACUGGAAGUGUUCAAAAUUGUGAAACCCGAUGUCAUCAUUGAUACUGUGUCUCCACCGCCGCUGGAGGGAGAGAGAGAGAUGCUGUAUAAUGUGAAUGUGAAUGGUACAAAGAACUUGAUGGAGGUUGCAGGUGGUGCCAAAGGGGAUUGGGGUGGCCAAUGCAAAGCUUUCAUUUAUACAAGCUCAUCAUCAGUGGUUCAUGACACUCAGGGAGACUUGAUAAAUGUUGAUGAGAGAUGGCCCAAGAUCGUCGGCAAACUCCAGCAGGAAUAUUACACUGAAACAAAGGCGAUUGCGGAGGAUAUUGUAUUGAAAUAUAAUGGUGUUUCUCCCUCCGGCAUGCUGACGGUCGCCAUCCGACCUGCUGGUAUCCACGGUGAACGUGACACCACUCUUACAAAAAAACUAGUUGAACACGGCUCCAAAGCAUCUCCUCUUGUCUUAUCAUUCCAACUCGGUGACAACGACAAUUUGUUUGACUUCACCUACGUAGGUAACAUUGCCUAUGCACACAUGCUGGCCGCUGAACUCCUACUUGCCACAAAGAAACGUAUUGAGGCAAAAUCAACUCCUCCACUUGAUUACGAGCGUGUCGAUGGUGAGGCGUUCAAUAUCACUAAUGACAGCCCUGUGUACUUCUGGGACAUGGCCCGUUCCAUCUGGGCAUUGAUGGAUCGCUAUGUUGAGCCUAGUCAGGCCUGGGUGCUGCCUGAGGGGGCGCUUACUGUCAUUGGAGGUAUACUUGAAACGGUGUUUGGGUUGUUUGGAAAGAAACCACGGCUUACACGCCGAGAAGUUCGAUACUCCUGCAUGACAAGAUACUUUUCAUGUGACAAAGCAAAAAGAAGGCUAGGUUAUGUCCCUUAUAUCCCACUCGAUGAGGGCGUCGCAAGAUCUGUUGGGUUUGUGUUAGAACAGAAUAAGAAUAUUGAGGCAAAGAAGCAGCUUUAG
This is a messenger RNA of Microsporum canis CBS 113480, 1283 nucleotides long. Its product is annotated as sterol-4-alpha-carboxylate 3-dehydrogenase. Gene Ontology annotation, molecular function: 3-beta-hydroxy-Delta5-steroid dehydrogenase (NAD+) activity. The transcript has 2 exons. Gene Ontology annotation, biological process: steroid biosynthetic process. Lineage: Eukaryota; Fungi; Ascomycota; Eurotiomycetes; Onygenales; Arthrodermataceae. The record is from RefSeq and is a predicted model, not a curated record. The coding region runs from base 27 to 1283 and encodes 418 amino acids.